GUAGCGCCUUUCAGAUCAGAACGACAAGAAACAAAGUAGGGGUAUUUUUUUUUACUUGAAAACAAAAGGAUUCAAAUUUCAGCGCCGCUCAACGGACUAUAAUCGGGUCAGACUCUCGAACAAAGGACUUUAGAGAGAAGUUUUCAAGCUCGCCGUCUCGUCUCGUGUCGUUUAUCUCGCUGCAUUCUCUACUAUGGUCAUCAUGGAAGUGCCCACCAUCGACUCGGCCUCGCUUCGUGAUCUGCUGGAGGGAGAUGAUCCGGACUGUCUGGUUCUGGACUGUCGCUCUUUUUUCUCCUUCAGCUCGUCUCAUAUAUCGGGCUCCAGUAAUGUGCGCUUCAGUACUAUAGUACGCCGGAGGGCCAGAGGGGGCCUGGGACUGGAGCACAUUGUACCCAACGAGGACUCCAGGAACAGGCUUCUGUCCGGGGAAUACCAGAGUGUUGUGUUCCUGGAUGACCGCAGUCUGGAGAUGGGAGAAGUGAAGAAAGACGGGACUUUAAUGCUCGCCGUGAACGCUUUGUGUCGCAAUCCAUGUGGAGCAAGUGUAUUCCUUCUUAAAGGUGGAUUCGAGACAUUUUCCUCUGAGUUUCCUGAAAUGUGUACAAAGCCAGUUCCCCCACAAGGCUUGAGUUUGCCUCUGAGCUCUAGCCGCCACUCAAACCCUGCUGAUUCCUCCUGUAACUCAUGUGCAACCCCUCUGUAUGAUCAGGGUGGCCCUGUUGAAAUCUUGCCGUUCCUAUAUUUAGGCAGUGCUUAUCACGCCUCCAGAAAAGACAUGCUGGACAUGUUGGGAAUCACAGCCCUUAUUAACGUCUCUUCCAACUGCCCCAACCACUUUGAAGACCACUAUCAGUACAAGAGUAUUCCUGUUGAGGACAACCACAAAGCCAACAUCAGUUCCUGGUUCAAUGAAGCUAUCGAAUUUAUUGAUUCUGUACGGAAUAAAGGUGGACACGUCUUCGUUCACUGCCAGGCGGGUAUUUCGCGCUCUGCUACCAUCUGUUUGGCUUAUCUGAUGCGCACCAACCGCGUCAAACUUGAAGAGGCCUUUGAGUUUGUCAAACAGCGCCGCAGCAUCAUCUCGCCCAACUUUAGCUUCAUGGGACAGCUUCUGCAAUUCGAAUCCCAAGUGCUCGCCUCCUCUACGUGUUCCUCGGAGGCAGGAAGCCCCGCCAUUAGCAAAAGCACCACAGUGUUCAAUUUCCCCAUCCACACAGCGGCCAGCCCUCUUUCCUUCCUGCAGAGUCCCAUCACUACCUCGCCCUCCUGCUGAGACGGACUCUUUAAAGUGGUCUGAUUCGUUUUCUCACCUCUUGACAGGGGAGAGUUUUAUUUAUAUGAUGACUGUAUGAUCCCUGAGGUGAUCUUUCCAGUAUUAAGGCUCAGGAACUUUUAGUUCCUGUGUUGCCACCAAUAUUCCACGAUUGCUCAAAAUUGUGUGUUGAAGACAAUGGCUGAUGAAGCCUAGCUCCCCCAGACUGUUUUAGCAUUUUAACACUGUGGUCCAUACUUGACUUAAAACCUUUGAAAAUUUGAUGUGACACAAACCAAUUUGAAACCCUCCGUUUCACCUCUGUGAGAAUCUCUCCUUUUUAUUUUAUUUUAUUUUUGAAUUUGUUGAGUCUCUGACUAUUGAUAAUCAGGUUUUUGGUUCUCUCUUAGCAUCGAAAGAAGCCCCGUGUCUUACAGGUUGCUCAGGGAUUGUUUUCCUUUAUGUUGACGAUGUUACUAUCAUUAUUAUUUUUUUAUUAGGAGAGUAGUAUGGGGAGAUGGGAAGUUGUUAGACGUGAAGGUGCUAAUUUUGUUUUUGAACUGUGAAUGUAGUUCCGUGUAGGCUCUGCCUUAAGACAAUGGAAGUUGAAACAAUGAGCCUGUCAUGCUUUUUUAGAAUGCAAUCCAAUUCAUCAAAAUGUUCGUUUGUCCAUAAACAAACACCGAAUACCUCAUGUGUCUGUACUGUUGUCAGUCCAUUAAGAGUCCCUCCAUAAGCACUACUAACAGGAGUGACUCUUGCGAGGCUGUUUUUUAAUAUGUGUGACUAUUUAUUGACGAAAUUAAUAUAUUUCUUAUGCUAUACUUUUUCAUAUAUUUGUAAUACUUGUUGCUGACAAUAAACAUUUUUUUUCAUA
Sinocyclocheilus rhinocerous is the source of this 2132-nucleotide messenger RNA. Its product is annotated as dual specificity protein phosphatase 1-A-like. Lineage: Eukaryota; Metazoa; Chordata; Actinopteri; Cypriniformes; Cyprinidae. The transcript is spliced from 4 exons. Gene Ontology annotation, biological process: protein dephosphorylation; endoderm formation; negative regulation of p38MAPK cascade. The record is from RefSeq and is a predicted model, not a curated record. The coding region runs from base 194 to 1276 and encodes 360 amino acids. Gene Ontology annotation, cellular component: cytoplasm; nucleus. Gene Ontology annotation, molecular function: MAP kinase tyrosine/serine/threonine phosphatase activity.